Molecule: messenger RNA, 3785 nt
Organism: Oryzias melastigma (Indian medaka)
Lineage: Eukaryota; Metazoa; Chordata; Actinopteri; Beloniformes; Adrianichthyidae
Gene: arhgef2b
Product: rho/rac guanine nucleotide exchange factor (GEF) 2
Biological process (GO): actin filament organization; positive regulation of neuron differentiation; cell morphogenesis
Cellular component (GO): cytoskeleton; ruffle membrane
Molecular function (GO): guanyl-nucleotide exchange factor activity; microtubule binding
Source: RefSeq, a predicted model, not a curated record
GCGAAGCCCCGCCCUCCGGCUCUGAGCGCGCGCGGCUCCGGCGGCAGAGAGUUUUCGUGCACAGCGGACCCGGUUCGAGCCCGAGCUCGUGAGGAUGUCGCGGCUGCUGGAGAACCGGAAGCAGGACAGAAUGAAGGAGGUCCUCCUAAAGAACAAGGAGAAGGAGCGCCUGAAGGAAAGGGAGAAGGAGGCCAGAGAAAGAGAAGCUCGGUCCAGCAGUGGCCAUCUCUUUACCUCCCUCAGCGUGUCGGCCACCACCCUGUGCUCCUCCUGUAACAGGAGCAUCACAGCCAAGGAGGCUCUCAGCUGCCCAGCCUGCAAUGUUACCAUCCACAACCGCUGUAGGGACAGCCUGGCUAGCUGUGCUAAGAUGAAGCAGAAGCAACAAAAACUGGCAUUGAUGAGAAACAACUCGGCUCUGCAGAACGUUGCCCUGCGGACCAAGACACCAAUAAUGAAGGAACGUCCAAGCUCAGCCAUCUACCCGUCUGAGAGUCUUCGGCAGUCUCUGCUCGGGUCCAGACGGGUUCGGCCCAGCCUCUCGCUUGCAAAAAGUGUUUCCACCAACAACAUUGCAGGGGGAACGGAUGACUCGGUUGGUCUCAGGAGGAUUCUGUCCCAGUCCACAGAGUCUCUGAACUUCAGAAGCAGGACUCUGUCCAUGGAGUCUCUCACAGAUGACGGUGAGUGGUGGUGGAGCCCCCUGCUGGAGGAGCUGCAGGAAGAGGGCAGGAGCAUUCAAGCAGACAGCUGGAGUCUGGCUGUGGAGCCGCACUUCCUGCAGACGCUGCACAAGGACGUCAUCAAGCAACAGGACGUGAUCUACGUUUUCAGGCCAGCCUGCAGAAGAAAUGAAGAAACUUUACUCAGAGUUCUGCAGUCGACACCCCAAAGCUGUAAAACUGUAUAAAGAGGUUCUGAGUCGAGACCGAAGACUGCAGCAGUUCAUCAGGCGGGUUUGCCGUGGUCCUUUACUGCGCCGUCAUGGAGUCCAGGAGUGCAUCCUUCUGGUGACCCAGCGGAUCACAAAGUACCCCGUCUUGAUCCAGCGGAUUCUGGACAACACUAAAGGGAGUAAAGAGGAGGAGCACGCUCUGAAACAGGCCUUGCAGCUCCUGAAGGAGCUGAUCAGCUCUGUGGACCAGGAGGUGCUCGAGCUGGACAGAACCAGGAGGCUGCAAGAGAUCCAAGCCCGUCUGGACCCUCGGGCCCUGGCAGAAGUCCAGGAAGGAGGAGUGUUCAGGGCGGGGGAACUUCUGAGGAGAAAACUCCUCCAUGAGGGGACACUCCUCUGGAAGGUCCAGGGCUCCAGGAUGAAAGAUGUUCAGGUUCUGCUGAUGUCGGACAUCCUCGUCUUCCUUCAGGAGAAAGACCAGAAGUUCACCUUUGCUGCUCUGGACAAGUCUCCAGUGGUCUCUUUGAACAACCUGAUAGUUCGAGACAUAGCCAAUCAGGAGCGAGGGAUGUACCUGAUCAGCGCUUCCACCCCUCCAGAGAUGUACGAGCUGUACGCCUCAUCAAAGGACGAUCGCAAGACCUGGAUGAGCCGGAUCCAGCAGGCUGCUGUCAGCUGUCCCUCCAGAUUGGAGUUUCCUCUCAUUGAGACCGAAGACAAAGCCUUACUUCGCCGGCUGAGAGCUGACAUCCAGCAGAAAGACAAGGAGGUGAUGGAGCUCCUGCAGGAGCGAGUCACUUUGUUCUCCGACCUGGUGGAGGCGACGGCUCGGGAGGAGGCAGAGAGGGAGGGAGGCGUGCAGGUCAGGACCUCCUCCAGCAGAAACCUGUUCAGGGCGGACACUCCUCAUGCUGCCAAAGCCGAACCGCUCCUCCUGGCUGCCCUCGGUGGAGUCGACAGGCUGACGGCGCUGCUGCUGGACGCCAGCCUCCAGAAGACCGUCACCAACCAGGACCUCAGCAAUGGCGUCUCUGGAUCUGUAAAUGAUUCCUUUAAAUUGACAAACAGUUCAACAAAGGACAACAAUGGCAACCAACUGCAGGAGCGAGCCCUGAACCAGGUAGGAACCAUAGAUCACCUCCCACCCUCGCAAAUUCAGGCCAGAGCCUUCGCCGUCACUUCCUGGAACGUCUGCCACGAUUGCAACCCGUCGACAGCGAUUAGUCCGAGUCGGUCUGAUUUACGUUUUAGAGAAGUACGGCAGCAGCUUGUGGGUCUGAGCACGCUCCUCCACGCUCUGCAGGCGGCUGUCAUUCGUCAGGACUCCAUCCUGGAGCUGUCCUCAAGCGCCCCCUCUUCUGCCACCCCUGGCUCCGCCCCCGGCCUGAACCGCUCAGUGUCACGUGACUCCGGACUGGACACGAACGGAGAGGUGGUGCUGCUGCAGCGCCAGGUGGAGCUUCUGCAGGAGGAGUUAACACGGCUGCGGCAGAAGGGCGGGGACUUAAGCAAGAAGGGGGCGGGGUCAGGGAAGAAGAAGAAGAAAGGAAAGAAAGACAAAUCGGAUCCGUCCAAGGCAGAGGAGGUCAAUAAGGAGCUGGAGCCCCGCCCACUUGCUCCACUCGCCACUGAGGAUCCUGUCGAUCAUUUAGACGGUCUGCAUGAAGAGAACGAGGACGACAAGGAGGACAUGAUGAAGAUCUCUCCACGCUCUGACAGCCCGCGAGACCUGCAGGACAUCCCAGAAGAGAGCGAGAACUAACCACACCGCAGAUCCGUGGUCGUCAGUCCUGUGAUGUCAGAGCCCCUCCCCUCAUUAGACUCCAUGCUGCUCUGCAUUCUGAGGGGGGGGGCAGCUUUACCUUCACCAAGAUGUAUAAUUGCUGUUCAUGCUGGGGGGGAGGGGGGUGUAGCUGUGGAUGCUGGGUAAUGCACCCCCCCACACACCCACAGUUUAUCACUACGUGACCCAGAAUGCAUUUGGUGUUGGAUCCCUCCCCCAUGGAGCACCCGUGGGGGUGGGGCUUGUGUUUGUGUAGUACCGUGUGCAUCGCUGCACUACAGUUAGCAUGUUAGCAUGUUAGCAUGGCUUUGUUUAUACUGAUAUAGGAAACGAGUUGUUAGGGGGGGCUCCUGCAGCUCAGACGCUAUGGAGGAGGUGGAACUUCUGCAGAGACACGCCCACAUUUGGGAUUUUGCUUCCACCGCCGGAAUGGAAGCAGGACACUGUAACCACGGCGCAGACGCAGCUGCAGCCGCAGAUCUCUUCUACUGCAUCUGCAUCAAACCAAAAAGACUUGCAGGACAGAACGUGAUUGGUCUGUGAGAACCUGCUCACCUGUUAGCUCACCUGUUAGCUCACCUGUUAGCUCACCUGGACCUUCAGCAGAAGAACCCCCCACCUUAAGGUCUAGAUGUAAGUGAACUCUGUUUACAUUAUUUAGAGAUCCUCAGGAUGAUGCUCUGAACCUGUUCAGGUGGUCCAGAAACGUUUCAUAUGAGAGCGGGCUGCUGCUCAGCUCUAUGCCUCAGCCACAAGCCGCUGGUUCGAAUCCCGGCUGGGACCUUUCUGUGUGGAGUUUGCAUGUUCUCGUGCAUCAGCUGUCUGCACCAUCCUGCCACAGUCCAGACUGCUGCUGACUCUAAACUGUCCUGGUGUGCUGGAGACCCGACCGCAGCCGGACGUUCUCCCUGGAGGAGCUGGAACCGGCUCCAGCAUCCCAGAGGACCGAGCCGGUCCAGAGAACCGAACGGAUCCAGAGAACCGAACGGAUCCAAAGGAUCGAACCGGACCAGUGCACGGAUGUUAAAUAGUUUUCUGCUGAACUGGAUUUGUUUGUACAUGAUUCCUGCUGUACGUGUCAGUUCAUAUAAAUCUAAUCUGCUUCCA